Lepidothrix coronata (blue-crowned manakin) is the source of this 2929-nucleotide messenger RNA. It is a transcript of the gene IL1R1, whose product is annotated as interleukin 1 receptor type 1. Gene Ontology annotation, biological process: regulation of inflammatory response; signal transduction. Gene Ontology annotation, molecular function: interleukin-1, type I, activating receptor activity. The transcript is spliced from 14 exons. The record is from RefSeq and is a predicted model, not a curated record. NCBI's taxonomy places the organism in Eukaryota, Metazoa, Chordata, Aves, Passeriformes, Pipridae. Bases 541 to 2133 code for a protein of 530 amino acids.
GGCGAGGCGGCAGCCGCGGCUCCCCGGGCGAGGCGGGGUGUGCUUCCAGCCCGCCCGCCCGCUAUGUGGAGCGGACCGGGGCGGCCGGCUGGACGCGGGGAGCAGCCGGAGGUAUCAGGAGUUGAAAUGACAUAGAAAAGUCUUCGAAGAGCAGACUGUGAAAUUAACUCCUUCCACUUGAUACUGAAAGAAGAUAAACUGAAACUUCAGGAAUUAUGAUCUGCUCAUUGGCAAGUUACAGGAAAAGCACAUAUAAGGCAACUGAAUAAAGUCUGUGGUAUGAGGGCUUUGUCAGAUAAACUGUCCAAAAGAAGUACAUACUCAGAGGCUGUUAUGUUAAAGUGUUGAACUCUGCUUUGUGUGUCCCUCCCUACUACCCCAACACUUCUACAUGUGAAAUGUUUCAGAAGAAGGAGCUGGUGUGGCUUAUUUGUCACUGAACUACAUUGGAUAUAAAAAAGUAAUGCAGGGUGCAGAGGACAGUGCAGCUUGAACAGUCUUAACCCAGCAUUUGAAAAAGCUUCUGUUUUGCAGCAAAAUAUGACACCUGUAGUUUUGCUCAUUGGUCAUCUCAUUCUACUGAUACCUCUGUUCAGUGCUGAGGAAUGUGUUCUUUGUGAUUACUUUGUGCUUGUUGGAGAGCCUACAGCUAUUACUUGCCCCAUUAUUACACUGCCAGUGCUUCACUCUAAUUACAAUCUGACGUGGUAUAAAAAUGCUAGUGCUACACCAGUAACUACAGAGACAAAUGCCAGGAUCCACCAGCGAGAGGGCUUGCUUUGGUUUGUUCCUGCAAUGCUGGAAGAUUCUGGACCUUAUGAAUGCGGUGUAAGGAGCCUUAACCACUCUAACAAAAAAACUAUAAAUUUAACAGUUUUUAAGAAUGAUAAUGGCUUUUGUUUUAAUGGAAAAAUGAAGUUUGAACAAAAAGUGAUGAGCACAAAUACUGGAAAGAUUAUAUGUCCUGAUCUAGAACAAUUUAAAGAUGAAGACAAUAAUCAGCCUGAAGUACAUUGGUAUAAGGAGUGUAAGUCUGGAUUUCUUGAAGACAAGCGACUUCUUUUGGCAGAGGGUGAAAAUGCUGUCUUGAUUCGUAACGUAACCGUGCAAGAUAGAGGAAACUACACGUGCCGUAUGGUGUACACCUACAUGGGAAAACAGUAUAAUGUUUCAAGAACCAUAAGUCUGGAAGUUAAAGAAAAACCACCACAGAUAAAACCAGAGUUUAUUUAUCCGAAGAACAAUACAAUUGAAGUAGAACUUGGCUCUCAUGUAGUUAUGGAAUGUAAUAUAUCAAGUGGCAUAAAUGGCUUAAUUCCAUUCUGGCAAGUUAAUGAUGAGGAUGUUGAUAUCUUUGAUAAAACCUACAGGGAACAGUUUUAUGAUACAGACACAGUUGCUAAUCCUCAAGAACACAAAGCAGAAGCUCUUGUUGCAGGACAUUUAGCGCGAAACAUUCAGGGUUACUUAAUUGGAGGAGGAGUUUCCUUGGUAUUUCUAGUAUGUUUUACUCUCUUUAUCUACAAGAUCUUCAAAAUUGAUAUUGUGCUUUGGUAUCGGGACUCCUGCCAUCCUUUCCUGGGUAAAAAAGUUUCAGAUGAGAAGAUCUAUGAUGCUUAUGUUCUGUAUCCAAAGAACAGAGAGAGCUGCUUGUACUCAUCAGAUAUUUUUGCCCUGAAAAUACUUCCAGAGGUCUUAGAAAGACAGUGUGGAUAUAACCUCUUUAUAUUUGGGAGGGAUGAUUUACCAGGAGAAGCUGUGAUCAGUGUUGCUGAUGAAAAAAUCCGUCAAAGUAGAAGAGUGAUAAUUGUUUUAGUACCAGAGCCCUCCUGUUAUAGCAUUCUAGAAGAUGUGUCUGAAAAGCAGCUAGCCAUGUAUAAUGCUCUUAUCCAAGAUGGCAUUAAAGUAAUUCUCAUUGAACUUGAAAAAAUACAAGAUUAUGCAAUCAUGCCGGAAUCCAUCAAAUAUAUUAAGCAAAAGCAUGGGGCUAUCCGAUGGAAAGGGGACUUCUCAGAAAGGUCUCACUCAGCAGGUACCAGAUUCUGGAAGAAAGUGCGCUACCACAUGCCAUCCAGAAAAAGUGAAUCUUUGUCAGGAUUGCAUUUGUUACCAAAAGACUUGAAUUCACCUUAAAUAACAAAAGGGAAAUGACACUUAGUGACCGAUUCAGUUCACAUAGUUGGUGAUGGACUGACUGAAAGUCACGCGCAUCUGUUUUGUGCAAUCUUAUCCAGAUUUUCUUAAGUGAAGGUACUACAGCUUUAUCUACAGAUGUGAAUUUUUUUUUCUUCUGGCUGGAUCAAAAGAAAAACUUGAAAUAUCAUCAGUAGCACAUGUAGGAAGCACACGAGUACUUUUCCAAGAAUUGCACUGUGAUUUGGUGGAAUUCUCAUAGUGUUGAAAAUAGGAGGCGAAUCCCCAGAAAACUUGUUUUUUUACAAGUAAAGUCUGGAUAUGAAGAGAAUCAUAUUAAUUAUAAUCAUGAUAUUAUGGAAUGGGCAUGGUUGAUGCCAGUAAAUAUUUGUUUCAUUUUUUUUAAUGACACAAAACUUUUCUUUGUUGCAAGUUUGUUAUUUGCCUUGUUCGGUUUACUGAAAGAUAAAUUCCCCUGUGGUACUGCCUCAUUGUGCUGUCGUCCAAGAGAAAAGCUCAUGGUAUGCAGUCCAGCCAAUAGAGUUCCAGCAACCUCAAGCCUCCUGAAUUACUUCUGCUGACUGGAAUAGAUUGAAUGGAAAACUGCUACUUGUUAUCCCUACCUUUAGGGAUUGGGAAAGUUAUUUUACUGAGCCAAAAUACUGGUUUUUAAAAAAUAUUUGUUCCUUUUGAUAUACUUGCACAAAUGAUGCUAAAGUUUUCAUGUGUGUUAUGUAAAGGCACUUUGAAGAAAGGUGCAUUUUUAAAUUCAAUAAAGGCACUACAAAGUUUUUUC